Misgurnus anguillicaudatus (oriental weatherfish) is the source of this 1929-nucleotide messenger RNA. The record is from RefSeq and is a predicted model, not a curated record. Lineage: Eukaryota; Metazoa; Chordata; Actinopteri; Cypriniformes; Cobitidae.
UAACUGUACUGUAGUAGUUGUCAGUUACAUUUGUCCUACUUAGCUUUAAUCUCUUGAUAUUAUGAAUGUUAUAUUAUAGAUUUUUCGCCGAUAUCAAUAAUAAAUAACCUUAAACGCCUUUAAAAUGUCGACAAAGACUGAUCUGCAGGACGGUGAUGGCAAAGUCAGCAGGGUGAUCCGUGUUGGCACCAGGAAAAGCCAGCUGGCCCGCAUUCAGACAGACAGUGUUGUAGAGAAACUCAAGGAGUUACACCCUGAUGUGCAAUUUGAAAUAGUGGCUAUGUCAACAACAGGUGAUAAAAUACUUGACACAGCUUUGUCCAAAAUUGGCGAAAAGAGUCUCUUCACAAAGGAACUGGAGAAUGCUUUGGAAAAAAAUGAGGUAGACCUGGUCGUGCACUCUUUGAAAGACUUGCCUACUGCUCUUCCUGUGGGUUUCACUAUAGGAGCUGUCCUGAAACGUGAAAACCCUUAUGAUGCUGUUGUCUUGCACCCCAAAAAUAAAGGCAAAUGUCUAGACUCCCUACCCAACAAAAGUGUAAUAGGUACCAGUUCUCUUCGCCGGGCUGCACAGCUGAAGAAAAGAUUUCCCCAUCUGGAGUUUAAAGACAUUAGAGGUAAUCUCAACACUCGUCUGAAGAAACUGGAUGAACAUAAUGACUUUUCUGCCAUCGUCUUGGCAGCAGCUGGUCUUCGUAGGAUGGGCUGGGAGAACCGCAUUAGCCAGGUUCUUAAACCUGAGGAUUGCAUGUAUGCUGUUGGACAGGGUGCUUUGGCCAUUGAGGUGCGAGCCCGAGACCAGGACAUCUUGGAGAUGGUGUCGGUACUAAAUGACCCUGACACUGUCCUGAGGUGCAUCGCAGAGAGAGCAUUCCUUAAACAUCUGGAGGGGGGCUGUAGCGUUCCAGUUGCUGUUUACACAGAAAUUAAGAAUUCACAGCUUUAUCUGACUGGAGCAGUGUAUAGUCUUGAUGGCUCGGAUAGUCUAAAAGAGACCAUGCAGACAAGCAUCAAUUCAAAUCAGAUUGAGGAGCAAGAGAAAGUUGACGAGAAGGUCCAGCGUGUGGGCAUCACCGCCUUAAAGGUGUCAGGAGAAGAUCAGGAUGCUUCAGUCAAGUUAGGAGUGGACCUUGGAGUUCUGCUGCUCAGCAAGGGAGCCAAAGAGAUACUGACUGUAGCCAGGCAGCUUAAUGAUGCCCGAUAAGUAUAUAAUGUCAUUUAGCUGAAAAGAUAAAUCACCUCAAUCUACAUAUUCUUUUCUUCUCACAAGAUUAUGUAUCCGCCAGUCAAAAGCUCCUCAGUAUUUUCUUACAUUAUGUGUCUCUGACAUAAUAUAUGGAUGUCCUUAAUAUAUUUUUAUUUGCAGUAAACCAUCAUUGCAGUUAAUUAAAUCUGAAUGUUGAGAAGGCAGCUGUACCUUGCACUUAGUGUUGCACAGGUGGUUUGUUGUAGUUACUACUGAAACAAAGACUUGCAUUAUAAUAAUUGCAGAAAAAUAACUUGGUUAUUGUUCAUAUUGCAGCAAUUCACCUUUUAUAUAAACAACUCUUUUAAACUUGCAUCAAGCUAAACCAACAGAAGACCAGCUGGGAAACCAUCUUAAACCAGCUAAGCCAUUUUUCAACAAAGAGAUUAAACCAUGAACCCACAAUCAUGCCUUUUAAGAUGGUGUGUGUUAAUCUAAGCACAUGCUCGAAUGAAACUUGAAUUUAGUGGGAUAUAAAUCUUAUAAGCUGCUUGAAGUGUCAUCUACAUUUUUACUUUGUGUGAUGCUUUUACUGACUGGUUAUAUGCACAUGUGAAAGUAUACAGCCUAAUAAUCUUUAUUCCACUACAAACAUUUUGUAUGAUAGGGCUGGGUUGACCAAAAUUCAUGCCUUGGUAAUUUUGGGAUUAAUAGCAAUAUAGGAUAAAUAUCUCUGUAUUUUU